Messenger RNA from Asparagus officinalis (garden asparagus), 1179 nucleotides. Its product is annotated as peroxidase 27-like. NCBI's taxonomy places the organism in Eukaryota, Viridiplantae, Streptophyta, Magnoliopsida, Asparagales, Asparagaceae. Gene Ontology annotation, molecular function: heme binding; peroxidase activity. The coding region runs from base 1 to 981 and encodes 326 amino acids. Gene Ontology annotation, cellular component: plasmodesma; plant-type cell wall. Gene Ontology annotation, biological process: hydrogen peroxide catabolic process; response to oxidative stress. The record is from RefSeq and is a predicted model, not a curated record. The transcript has 4 exons.
AUGAAGUCAAGCUUCCUCCUCAUUCUCUCUCUAGCCUUUGUCAUAGUUCUUGAUAGGUCAACCAAAGGCCAAGCCGCAGCCGGACUAGAGAAUCAUUUCUACAAGAAAACAUGUCCUCAAGCUGAGGAAAUUGUUCAGAAGAUUAUAUGGAAACAUGUUGCUGCAAACUCAGAGUUAGCUGCAAAAUUUCUUAGAAUGUUCUUCCAUGAUUGCUUUGUGAGAGGUUGCGAUGCCUCCAUAUUGCUUGACUCAGCAAAUCAAACUGCUGAAAAGGAUGCACCUCCAAACUUAACGCUAGCAGGUUUCGAAAUCAUCGAUGAAGCAAAGACUGCAUUGGAGAAGGCUUGUCCUAAUACAGUCUCUUGUGCUGAUAUAGUUGCAUUGGCUGCAAGAGAUGGAGUUUCCUUUCAAUUCAAUGCGUCCAUAUGGGAAGUUGAGACUGGAAGGAGAGAUGGUAGAGUUUCUCAGAUACAGGAGGCACUUAAUGAUAUUCCCUCCCCCCUCUCUGAUUUCAGUACUCUUGUGCAGUCCUUUGCUAGUAAAAAUCUUGAUGCUAAGGAUCUUGUUGUGUUAUCAGGUGCACACACAAUUGGAGUAGGACACUGCAAUCUCUUCAGCAACAGGCUCUACAACUUCACAGGCAAAGGAGACUCAGACCCAUCCUUAAACUCAACUUAUGCUUCAUUCUUAAGAACACAAUGCAAAAGCCAGUCAGAUACAACCACAACCGUACCUACGGAUCCAGAGAGCAGCACAAAAUUUGACAGUAACUACUUUAUAACAUUAAAACAAGGUAAAGGUCUUUUUCAAUCUGAUGCUGCUCUGCUCACUAAUGAUAGAGCAAGUAAUAUUGUUGACAAGCUUCAAGAUUUGAAAAACUUCACCAACGCGUUCAAGAAUUCGAUCAAGAGGAUGGGACAGGUUGGAGUUGUCACGGGGAGCGAUGGAGAGAUAAGGAAGAACUGUCGCGCUGCAAAUUGAUAAUGAGGUGCAAGAGAUUGAACAAGAUGAUUGUUUCGUUGAGUUUUCCAAGCAAAAUAUAUGUAUAGUGUUGUGUGGUUUAAGGUUUCGUCUCAAGAUAAAAUCACAUGAAGUUGGAGUUUGAUUUGAUGUAUCAAAAUCUUUGCGGUUGCAUGUAUUGUUACUUUUACCUAUGUCUGUGGCCUACUUACUAAUAUA